Hyaloscypha bicolor E is the source of this 3080-nucleotide messenger RNA. Its product is annotated as glycoside hydrolase family 17 protein. Gene Ontology annotation, cellular component: cell surface; fungal-type cell wall; extracellular region. Gene Ontology annotation, molecular function: glucan endo-1,3-beta-D-glucosidase activity; 1,3-beta-glucanosyltransferase activity. NCBI's taxonomy places the organism in Eukaryota, Fungi, Ascomycota, Leotiomycetes, Helotiales, Hyaloscyphaceae. The transcript has a single exon. The record is from RefSeq and is a predicted model, not a curated record. The annotation marks the transcript as partial. Gene Ontology annotation, biological process: carbohydrate metabolic process; cell wall organization.
CAUGCUUGCUCCCCAGCCAACCACGGGGGCAACAUCCCGCCGCCGCACAAGACGGGACGACCCCCAACAUCUCAGGAGAAUGGAAAUACCAACGCUCGAGUUAAUACCAGAGCUGAGCAGCAAUGCGCAAGGGAUUCUGCUGAGGCCGCUGGAAAACGGUAUCUUUUCUGUGAAGAACGGAUCUCUGUUUCAUUUUCAAUUCGGGAGCCAAAAAUCGAUCUGCAUCUCCACUGGGGCUGCCCUGUUUUCUGUGUCUCGACGGACCCAUGGUGGCGCAGACCUGAUUUAUUGGAAAAAACGAACAAUCAAACUCGAAAGCCUCCUGCCACCUUUUACGGACUGGGGAACUGGGUAAAGAACAGUCGAUCGAAGCCUCUCGUACUUGCGGACCCAUUGCGGCGGGCUAGUGGGUUCCAGUCCAAGAAUACGAGACAGCGUGGAGACAUCUGGCAGAGGGACACACUACACUUCAUCCCUUCCCCCCUCCUUCCUCACAAUGCAGAAUCAACAUCGUCACCCCUUCGAAAACGAAGGACAGAAUCCAGAACCUUAUUACGACCAGAGAAGGAGCCCGCCGCGGCAACAGUACCCACAACAAUACCACUCUCCUUCCCAGCAAAACCAACCACAACAAUACUCCUCGCCUCCCCGGCAAACAGAACCACAACAAUACCAUUCUCCUCCCAAUCCUGCUGCGCACCCCGAGAGCUCCUUCAAUCGGUUGCGAGCUGCACGAAGGUACUCCCAAGAACGAAAUCCAGGCCAACAAAUAUCUCCCCAAGGCUACGCUCCGUCUGUGAGUCCCCCACGACUCACAGCGCCGCCUCCACAUCGAGACGCAGAAGGCAGACUCUGGGGGCGGGAAUUGGGCUACGCAGACAGAGAUUCGAACCCUUACGAGAUCGUCACCCCUGGUGCGGAUAACUUCAGCGAGAGCGCUUCGGGCGGUCUUGCGGGUAUUGCAAUGGGAGUUGCAGACACACAUGCAAGGGAGAGUGGACUGGAGGCUCUGAGGAGUACACCUGGGUAUGAUCCAAGGACGGACACGGUCGAUCCGCGGCAUCAACAAGGCUUCGACCCAAGGAUGCAGCAGCAACAAGCUUUCAACCAACAAGGUUUCGUUCCGCGACAACAUCCCCACCAGGGCCUUGACCAGCAAUACCAGGGCUUCGAUCCAGCGAUGCAUUCCCAGCAGCGUUAUGAGCAAUCGAUGCAACAUCCACCGCAAGGCAGGAUGCCCGAGCAAUCUCCAUACGAUCGAGCACCGCCACGGGGAGAACCUUCACAAACCUCCUUGACGCCUCUUGGAGCUGCUGCUUUCCCUCCUGGCAUGACUACACCACAGUCCCGCUCCAUUGCUUCACGGUCACCUCACAGUUUCAACCAAGAACCCUACGCCGAUAUCCCAUACAAUCGAUAUUCGAGGAACAUGGAUCCUAGCUUGGGGGAGGUAGACCCCAACGUCAUCGAAGACGAUGGAGAUGAAGGACUGGAAUACAGACACAACAAACGAGGGUCUUUGUUGAGCUUGGGCCAUCAUUCUGAUCGAAACCUUCCAGCUACUGCAGGGACUGCCGCCACAGGUGGAGUCUUGGGAGCAGUUGGAGGGAUCCUGGGAAAGAAGAGUGCUAGCGGAUCGGGAUCGGGGUCGGGGCCACAGUACAACCCAGUGAACGAGUACUAUGGAGCGGGAGGGAAUAAUUACGACCUCGGGAAGGGGGAAGAGAAGAGCGAGUGGCUGAACAAACAGUCGACUGGAAACAAGAAGCUACGAUGGAUUGUGGGCAUAAUUGUGGUAUUGGCGAUUCUUGGAGGUAUCGCCGGAGGAGUUGUGGGCGGCAUCCUGUCGAAGAAGCACACAACCCAAGUCUCGGGGCAAUCCGCUUCCGACGACACUGCAACCAAUGGAGACCUCGACAAGAACUCUGCCGAGAUCAAGGCACUCAUGAACAAUAAAAAUCUCCACAAAGUCUUCCCUGGCAUUGACUACACCCCGAUGUACACACAAUACCCGGGAUGCUUGACAUAUCCGGCUUCUCAGAACAAUGUCACUCGAGAUUUGGCAGUCCUUUCUCAGUUGACCAAUACAAUUCGACUGUACGGAACCGACUGCAACCAAACCGAAUUGCUUCUGCACGCGAUAGAUCAACUGGGACUGAAUGGUACAAUCAAGGUCUGGAUGGGGGUUUGGCAAGAUCAGAAUGCAACCACCAACGCACGGCAACUCGCUCAGAUGUAUGACGUCUUCCAGAAAUACGGCGCAUCUUCGUUCGUGGGCGUCAUUGUUGGCAAUGAGGUCCUCUUCCGUGAAGACAUGACCGCCACACAGCUUGGAACAAUCAUCGAUGGAGUCAGGACAAACCUAUCGCAGAUGGGCAUCACCCUCCCAGUAGCUAGCUCAGAUCUCGGAGACAACUGGACGGCAGAACUCGCCAAUAAAGUCGACUACCUGAUGGCGAACAUCCACCCCUUCUUCGCUGGAGUCACCGCAGAGGUAGCAGCAUCAUGGACCUACAGUUUCUGGACCGGCCACGACACGAUCCUCAAGUCUGAUAUCUCCAAGAAUAUCAUCUCCGAAACUGGAUGGCCAUCUACGGGUGGGACUGACUGCGGCGCCGCAGCGACGUGCACGACUGGUUCCGUGGCAGGUAUUCCAGAGAUGAAUACUUUUAUGAACGAUUGGGUCUGUCAAGCUCUGGCGAACGGCACGAAUUACUUCUGGUUCGAGGCGUUUGAUGAGCCGUGGAAGAUUCAGUUCGAUACCCCGGGUAAGGAAUGGGAAGAUAAAUGGGGAUUGAUGGAUGUUAAUCGGAAUUUGAAGCCGGGGGUCACUGUCCCUAGUUGUGGAGGGAAGACGGUGACUUGAUCUGGGGGUAUGAAUAGAAAAAAAGUGCAUCGCAUCAUCGAGGACAGGCAAAGCACUUGAACGGCGGUUCAAGGACAAAUUCUAGGCGUUCCGGAAGGGGUUGGGACUUGGGCAUCAAGUUACUGUAUACUAGCAUGCUAACAUUGAGGGCUUUUUAUGAUUCAUUGGGGCUAUGUAGAUUGGUAUCAAUCAGAAGGCAUUGAUUGAGCUGCAU